Messenger RNA from Vittaforma corneae ATCC 50505, 792 nucleotides. RefSeq lists its product as uncharacterized. The coding region runs from base 1 to 792 and encodes 263 amino acids. The transcript has a single exon. NCBI's taxonomy places the organism in Eukaryota, Fungi, Microsporidia, Nosematidae. The record is from RefSeq and is a predicted model, not a curated record.
AUGAUUGGAAAAACGAAGACAAGUAUGCUGACAAUCUUGUUCUGUGCCACAGAAGUACUUACCAGAUUCCAUACAGGAUCAUCUGGACUAAUAUCAGACGGAGAAAGAAAUUCAAUAAUGUCACUAACAGACACAAAAUCUAGUGCUGAUCAAAAGUCAAAUGACUCUAGCUCUAAGAAUGAUAAAAAAGAUAAUUCAAAGAAGGACAAUAACUCAAAGUUAUCUUCACUUACAAAUAAAACGGACUCUAAUGCUGGAGAUAAUAAAUCUAGCAGUAAAGACAGCAGUGAAAAGAAAAAAAAGGAUAGUGGGACAUCUUCAUCAGAUACAGAAAAAAAUAAUUUGAUAGGAUCUUCGGAUGCUACUAAAUCACCAAUUGAUUCUUAUCUGACAGAUCCAAGUAGCAAACAGAAUGAAUCUAAUAGCGAGCUAACUGACAGCAAAAAAACGGAAGAAAAGGACAAGAAUCCUAAAAAUGAUAGCAAUGCUACGACUCCUAAGAGUGAGAAAUCAUCAUCAAAAUCUGGAAAUAGCAAAAGCAAGCUUGUGGAUUCAAUGGAAAAUGAGUUACCAGAAACUAUUUUAAAGGCUUCGAGACUUGUUGAAAAUCCAUUAAUCAAGGAUAAUAAAAAGAGUGAUUUGGUAGGUUCAGACAACAUCUUUGAUUAUGUAAAGGAGAAUAGUGGAAAGCUUGACUCGCUUUCAGGACUAGUUGAUACCGUAAUUACAAAUCGUAAUAGCGACAAGCCAAUGAAGGGAUCGUUUGGAAAAGACAGCACUGCCUUAGUUUAA